Messenger RNA from Aspergillus clavatus NRRL 1, 459 nucleotides. RefSeq lists its product as uncharacterized. Lineage: Eukaryota; Fungi; Ascomycota; Eurotiomycetes; Eurotiales; Aspergillaceae. Bases 1 to 459 code for a protein of 152 amino acids. The transcript has 2 exons. The record is from RefSeq and is a predicted model, not a curated record.
AUGCACCGUGCUCGCACGGUUGCUCUGACCUCCGAUGAGAUGGUCGAAGUACGAGCCGCGCAACGGACCUUCGAAGGCGCUUAUGUCCGCACAGCACUAUCUCAGUUCUCCUUCGCCCUGGUCGUCCUGAAAAUCUUCACCAGCGAAUUUUAUAGCACUGGCGCUCUCUUUGCCGUUUACGGGACUGGCGUGCUCAUCAUCGGUCUUUUCCGUCGUCAACAAGGCAACCGCCAGUUCUUCGACGUGGUGGGAGAGGACGGGGUUCGGCAUCAUAAAUUCAAAACAAGUGGGAAUGCAGUACUGAUCCUGACGGCGCUGAGUGUGGCUGCGUACGCGACUCUUAUCGCGCUGACCGUGCGAUUGGGACCUUAUCAGUGUUUGAAGGCAAUCGAGGGAGGCGCAAGGGAGGUAUGCGAUGAGAGCCAAUGGGUGCGCAACGAGGCGAUUCUCCAUCGCUGA